Polyodon spathula (Mississippi paddlefish) is the source of this 4073-nucleotide messenger RNA. Its product is annotated as synapse differentiation-inducing gene protein 1. The record is from RefSeq and is a predicted model, not a curated record. Gene Ontology annotation, cellular component: excitatory synapse; intracellular membrane-bounded organelle; synaptic vesicle membrane. The transcript is spliced from 4 exons. Gene Ontology annotation, biological process: synaptic vesicle clustering; positive regulation of synapse assembly. The coding region runs from base 458 to 1231 and encodes 257 amino acids. NCBI's taxonomy places the organism in Eukaryota, Metazoa, Chordata, Actinopteri, Acipenseriformes, Polyodontidae.
UACCAGCAUCACUUUCAAAUGCUUGUGCCCUCUUUCUGUCUCUCAUAAAGGAGUACCGCAGAUCUUCUUUGAUCACUCGAAUUUGGAACACGCAUCUCCACCCUUGUAGAACAACUCCUCACUAUAAGCAGUCGUACUAGCCUGCAUUUUUUUUUUUUAUUCUGGACGUGGGCAGAAAUCACAACUGAAGGAAAUCUGGCGGACAGCUGGGGACUUCGUUUUGCAACUCCUGGAAACGACCCGCGAGGUUUGCAUUAUUAACUGUGACUAUGCAGGGUCCGUGUAGUUAACAAAAAGGAACACUGGUUCGAACGUUCGGGAAGAUUUUGUUGAUAUUUCUUUGGUUGCAGGAAUACUCGAUUCACAAAUCUGUUUCACCUUGGAAGCGGAACAAUACAAACCACAUAGCAAAUGUGUGUAAGAAGAGUUCUAUGAAAAGUAACCAAGGAAAACGAACAUGGAGGAAUGCAUUGAACAGAACGAUGUUGCCAUUCAAAAAAAUGGCACUGAAGCUGGGGGAAAAAAUGGCCUCAUCAACACUAGAAACGUGAUGGUGGAAACCAAGGAUGGCUUAGUCUCUGUGUACUCUGCACCACAAUACCAACAUGUGGUAGUAAACUUGCCACCACAAAGCACUGUGGAGAACAAUAAAAAUCAUCCGUCCCAGCAGCUACUUAACCCAAGUUCGCUUCAGCAGACUAUAGAUUCCCAUUAUCGCCCCAAUAUCAUCCUGUAUUCAGAGAAUGUACUAAAAUCUUGGACUGAGAGCAUGAGCACAGACUGCUGUGAAACAACUUUCAUUGAAGACAUGUCACCCACCACAGAAGGCCUAGGGUACUCUGAAGGCAAGUUCAUGCACCUCUCGACCGAAGAUGCCAAAAUUCAAACGCUCUCGUAUGAUGUUGAAGAAGAGGAUGAGUUUCAAGAACUGGAGAGUGAUUAUUCCAGUGACACAGAAAGUGAAGACAAUUUCCUGCUGAUGCCCCCCAGAGAUCACUUGGGUCUUAGUGUCUUCUCUAUGCUUUGCUGUUUCUGGCCACUGGGAAUUGCUGCCUUUUAUUUAUCACAUGAGACCAACAAGGCAUUGGCUAAAGGAGAUUUUCACCAGGCAAGUUCCAGCUCCAGACGGGCUCUUUUCCUGGCUGUGCUCUCCAUCACCAUCGGAACUGGGAUUUAUGUUGGUGUCGCCGUGGCGCUCAUAGCUUACCUUUCAAAAAACAACCACUUAUAAACUUUUUUGUCAAAAGCUUUUCAACCACUGGAGACAGGAACGGUAGAUUAUGUUGUUGUGGGUGGAUGGUUGGGCUAGACCAGAUAGUGGUGCAGGGGAAACGUUGGAGAUGCACAAACUUCUCAUCCAGAAUUCUGCGAGAAAAGCUUUUCACUACAAUUGUUUUUCAUUGUGUAGGACUGGUGUAGGCAAAGACAAUGAGUAGCUGAAUGCAACUUUGAGCUUGUUUUGUUUAUUUUUAUUUUAUCACUGAACCACAAACCUAUCAAGUUUUUUUUAAUGGUUGUUAAUCCUAUACUUUAUGCAGAAUCAGUGGUAUACUUGUCAAAUGAAAGCAUUCCUGGUUUUGUUUUUGUUUUUUUUUAACUCAGUGUUCCAGUGCUCCACCUUUUGAACUUUUGGUCAUCAUCAUUGAGACACCCAGUGGGUUUAAAUUGUAUUGGUCCCUGAAUGUUCGGUCCUAGGUCUCAUUAUUAACCGUAACAUUGUUCUUUAAAGCACGGUAACCCCAGUACUCUUCGUAUUCAGUGAUUUUUGUAUUUUGUGAGUUUCAGAAUUCUGUGAGCUGUUGAAAAUAAUACAUUACAGUGUAAGGCUUGAAGUACAGUGAGAUUCAAAGUACAGAUGCACACAUUGAGUGGCCCAGGCCUAAUUUAUAAAAUAGAUAUGCCAUUUUAAGGAUGCGUGUGUAUAGUACAUUUCCCUAAAACACAUAAUAGUGACAAAAGAACACACUUUAUUUAAUAUAGGGUCAACAUAGUUAACAACAGGAACCUGAUGCAGUACAACCUUCUGUGGAGGCAAGUAUGACUCCUUUAACUGAAUGAUUUUCUUAUGCAAGAAACAAAAAACAGAACAAAAUGUAAAUUACACAAAAGUAAUAAUAGAUUGUAAAUAGUAGUACAGUACCUGAAUAGGGUUUUAUUAGUGUGCUGUUGCCAGUACGUGCCAAAUUGGACAGUAUUACUUUUCUGGGGGGAAAAAUGUUUUUUCAAAGUAAGAGCUAUUGUUCAAUGUUUAUUUUAUUUCAUCAAGAGAGCAUUCCCAGGUAAAUUUGGAAAAACCUGCAUAAAUGUAUGGCAACUUUACAGAAAAGCAUUUGCAUUUGUUUUGUUGUAACAUUCAUUUAACAGUUUGAACAGGUCACUUGCAAUUAAGGUUCCCUGAAAUUACUCAAGCUUGAAAUCUAAAUUGAUUCCUAUAAACAUCCCAAAAUGUCCAUAAAUUGACUGACUGCUUACAAUUUUAAAGUGAGGUAUUAUUUUACAUGCAUAAUCUUGUUGGCACAGCUACAGUAGGUACUGCUCUCGUUUUUUUUGUUGUUUUGUUUUUAAUAUUGCCAACAAGAUGGACGUUGGGAUGUAUGUCGGAUUGUGGACAUUUACACCAAAUACAGUACUGUGUCUGAAGCAUUCUGAAGGAAGUUCAAGUGCGGCAGUGUUUAUGUUUUUAAUAAAAAUCACAUCCUUGUUGUCAGUGUUUGGAGAUACUUUCAGACGUCUAGUUAAAUUAACAUUUAUAAUGGUCUUGACUGAACUGAUUGCAUUUGAAAGUGUAUACAUUUAGAAAAUGUUUUAAAAGUGCUCGUAGAUAAGCUUGCUUGCAAAGAAGUGGUACCCAGGAGAAUGAACUUUAAUAAAUGUGACUUUUGAUAUUCUACAGACACUCCAAUCUUUUAACUUGUCCGGAUUAAUUCUUCUGCUUGACUCAGUGAAACUCUUUCACUUGACAAAGUAGCAGGUUCACGUUAUGUCAAUCUACCAGAUUUCACCUUUGUCUAGCAUAAACAGAUUUAAGAUUCGGCUGUAAUUGCUGUCACUAUCUGGCUUGAGCUUGUGAGCUGCAGGCCUUGUUUUUGACCAUGUGGCUGUAUUUCAUGAUCCAAGAAAAUCCUCUUACGCUGACAGGAAAGGCAGCCACAUGGCUGAAAACUUGACCUUUUACAAGCGCUCUGAAAACCAGUCUGAGUUAGCUAAAUUGGAAAAUAAGUUAAUCUGAUUGUAGACUAGAAGUGGACCAGGUACCCAUUUUGAAAAAUACUGGGGUACAGGAACACACAGGAGCACUUCCUUCUGAAAUCCCAUGUUCUUAGUUUUAACCAAUGCUACAGCAGAAAGGCUGAAAGAUGACAAUUCUAGUACAAUUGGAAGUUACAUGCUUAACUAGGUAAGAAAAAGGCGGGGUUUGAAACGAAUGCUCGCCCAUUAGCCCGAGGCUGAAUUAAAACUGAUGAUGACUAGUUGAUGUUUGUGUCUCAGUAGUCCUGUGGGCGAGUGCCUAAAAUAAAGUGUACAGAUCUGUUCUCAUGUUCACAGGCUUGUAUUUAAUAAAUGCAAGAGAAGCACCUUUUCUAACAGUUGUAGCACUGGUGAAGAAACAUUGAUUUUAAAUCAUUAAAAUACAAAAAAAAAACUCCAGACAAACCUCUUAAAAUACAUAUUGACUGUAAAGUAUCCACACCAGGUUGUGAUUUAACAGUUAAGCACUUUAUUUUGUAUCACGCCACAUGUACAUUCAUCUGCAUUACCAUCGCCAGCUCUCUCUUUCUGACCUUUUUACCUCCUGUAAGGAUUUUUGCCUAUGUAUUGCCCUGAUCUGUAGCUCUGUUUGGCACAUGGCCCGAAAUACACCCAUGUAGGGAGUGACUGGCUUUUCGUAACUCAGAGUGCAGCUGUGACCUCGGAGGGAUGAUAAUGUUUCUGCUUAAUAAGCUGUUUUGAGCCUGUGUUCAAACCAAUUAAAACUGGUUCUAAAACCACUUACUUUUGUUAAGUGACAUGAUAUAACUUUAGAUAAGUGUCACGGAACACUAAUAGCACACUAUACAAUUGAAACACGUAGG